UGUGAUUUUUAUCUGAACUAAAUUAGCACACCAGUAUGUUUCUCAAGUGGUCAAUCUUGCUUAUUGGUUUGAUAUGUGUCCAAAAAAUUUCUGGACACGGUAUGAUGUUGGAACCUCCAAACAGGAGUUCCCUGUGGAGGUUCCCACAGGAUUUCCCUGGAGCAAUCCCGAACUAUAAUGAUAAUGAAAACUUCUGUGGCGGGAUGAACGUUCAAUGGAACACCUUCGGUGGAAAAUGUGGAGUUUGUGGUGAUAGGUAUGAUAAACCUCACCCGCAAGAUAAUGAGAACACAGGAAAAUACGGUAAAAUGGGGAUUGCCAGAACAUACAAGUCUGGUGAAAUUAUAGACGUCCAGAUACGUCUCACGACAAAUCAUUUGGGCUAUUUCCAAUACAGCAUAUGCGUACUGGAAAAUCCGAGUGCCCCAGAGAGUGGAGAAGAUUGCUUCAAACCAGUAACUUUGGAAGAUGGAAGUGAGCAUUAUAAUGUGUCUUCAGUAGAAAAAACGAUAAAUAACAGAGUGAAGCUACCUGAUGGUUUAACUUGCGAUCGAUGUGUCUUCAGAUGGCAUUACAAUGCAGGAAACAAUUGGGGAAAAUGCGAUGAUGGAACUUCAAAGGAAGGUUGUGGUCCACAAGAAACUUUCAGAUCAUGCGCUGACAUCCGAAUUGAGGCAUAAUAGAUAGCAUUUAAUAUCAAAGGAGUUAAAACUGUUGAUAGUGUAUAAAAAUAAAGAAUAAACGAAG
Molecule: messenger RNA, 747 nt
Organism: Coccinella septempunctata (seven-spotted ladybird)
Lineage: Eukaryota; Metazoa; Arthropoda; Insecta; Coleoptera; Coccinellidae
Exons: 4
Coding region: 36-680 (214 amino acids)
Source: RefSeq, a predicted model, not a curated record